This is a messenger RNA of Salmo salar (Atlantic salmon), 1252 nucleotides long. RefSeq lists its product as uncharacterized. NCBI's taxonomy places the organism in Eukaryota, Metazoa, Chordata, Actinopteri, Salmoniformes, Salmonidae. The record is from RefSeq and is a predicted model, not a curated record.
UCUCUGCUGGGUACUGAAACACACAGCAAGCAGGCUGUGUAGCCCAGUAUCUACACCAUGCAGACAUCACACUGUUGGUAACCUGCUGCUGCCACAACAAGCCGUCGCCCGGUGUAUUUAAAACGAGGCAUGCGCAAAUAUGCAAUUGUGGAGACCAGUGAAAUGACUAUAUAGCACUGUUCCCCAAACUGGCGUCCCUCUACUGAAUCUAGUUGAUGAUCCCUGCUGUGUAGCCUUCAGUCCUGCUGAUUUGAAUAGUAUCAAGCCCGUGAUCAGAGCAACAGACGGCUCUCUGGAGAUCUCAUUUUCAUCUUCUUCAGUCCUCUAUGUGAGACAAGCAGGAUGGGUUGUUCCACGAGUACCCAGACGACAGCGCAGGACACCACCAGACAGCCCAGCUCUAAACCCGAGGAAAGCAAUGGAACCAGCACUACAGUGAUCGUAGCAGCCACAGGAGAGGAGGCCCAGCCUGCUCCGGCUGCAGCCCAAGCCGAGCCUCCUGCAGACAGCACAGACCCGUCCCCAGCCCCUGCUCAGAGUGAGACCCAGCCUGCAGCCGAUGCUCCUGCAGCAGCCACUUCUCCGGAGCAGCCAGCCAGCUCUCCAGAGCCUCCCCCUGCAGCCCAGGACCCAGCCCCUAGUCAGGGAAAUGAAGCCGGUCUUCCCAUUAUUGUGGAUGAAGAAUCUGCAUGAAUGUCCUAAUUCGAAAGCGAAGGAGCAUGACACCACUUGCCUGUUGCCAAGCUGCAGACCAGCUGAUCCCUGUGACCAGGAUCAAUCGGUCAUCACUGUGCCUUUUUCCUCUGUAAAUACUCUAUUUCCUGUGCAUUUAGUUGUGUUAUUAGCAUUGUUUAUAAAACAUUCAUUAGAUAAUUACUUCAAAGUAACUUAUAAAUGCUUAUUAACUUUUGCUUGAAUUUAAAAUCUACAUUUCUGGUGACUAGAGUUCGUAUUACAGCCUUGUAAAGAUGUGGGAUCAAGUAUGUGAGAUCAAGUAUGUGGGAUCAAGUGUUAAGCGACCAACACUAAUUUGUCAGAAUAAUUCAUUCAGGAACAACUUGAAUCUAUUUACUCACACAUAUUUGAGAAUUGAAGCCAACAACUAUCAGACAAUUACAUGAUGUUGUUUUUACAGCUGGCUUGACCUGUACAACCAUGUUACAACCAUGUUACAACCAUGUUAUAAGGGUAUAUAAUAUGACCAUGUUGGUCCAUGUUAUAACGGUUUGAAUAAAACAGUUACUGAACUCAA